Molecule: messenger RNA, 2961 nt
Organism: Sodiomyces alkalinus F11
Lineage: Eukaryota; Fungi; Ascomycota; Sordariomycetes; Glomerellales; Plectosphaerellaceae
Exons: 2
Coding region: 1-2961 (986 amino acids)
Biological process (GO): protein dephosphorylation
Molecular function (GO): protein tyrosine phosphatase activity
Source: RefSeq, a predicted model, not a curated record
AUGGCCGACUCAAGGACAGGAGACUCGAGGAUGGCCGACCGGGCUUCUGUCCAUUAUACCAUCAAUGUCACUCCACACGCUGCGAGGCCUUCUCCCGACCCGUUUUCCUCACAUGGGACGUCGCAUUCGAGAUCUAGCUCCUACACGAGAGGCUCCAAACCUACUACACCGCUGGCUUCACCCUACCCUGUUGGUCAGUUUUACCCGUCGCAGCCUCCCAAGCUUUCGCCGACAAGGACGCCUCCGGCGAGAGAGCCCAGUCCGAACUACUUCGGUCUCAUACCCGAAACGUCAGCGGACACCGGAGAUUCGGCUCUGGCGUCACGAGAUAAUUGGAGUCCCCCUUCAUCAUCAAUUAAGUCGUUCGCCGCCGCCAUUCCUAAACCUGUUCAGAUCAGCGGCAACCCCGACUAUGAGGCCUUCAAGAGGCAAGCCGAUGCCAAUCGGGGAGAAAGCUUUGCAUUGUCGACUUCUCACUUCGGUCUCGCGUCCGCGUCCGCCGAGGGCUCAGUGCCCCGACCAAGGCCUCAACGAUGGCACACCUAUUCCAGCGAGACGUUCGCCGACAUUCCAUCCCAGCGCGUGUUGAAGGAACCCUUGACCGAUCGCAUGGAUGUCGACAGGGACCAUGAACGCGGCUCGGCUUAUGUCUCGUCGGAAUCGAAACGGAAUUCCGAUGAUUCGCUUCAGGCAGCCGCUACGGUUCUUAAUCUGCCGAGGUUUGACUUACUCACACCGUUUGAAGCGUCUCCCGAGAAAACUACCAUGCCACCGUCGAACACCACAGACCGACAACCCUGCCUCUCGAUGCCGCAGAACAAAGCCAGCGUGCCAUCAUCGAAUCUACGAACUCCAUCCAAUCGGAAGGCUGACGCUCCAUCUGAUCGCGUAGGGGGGCCUUCUUUGAUUCUGGCAAGUCAACUAAAACAAAUGAUUGAGAGCUUCGAGUCGGAUUCCGAGCUACUGAUUCUCGACUUGCGAAUGUCUCAACAAUACUACCAGGCACGCGUCAAGGGGGCCCUGAACCUGUGCACGCCAACUACGCUCCUGAAGCGUGCGACAUUCAACCUCCAAAGACUGCAGCAGACAUUUCAGAAUCCAGCUGAUAAAGAGCAAUUCUCCCAGUGGGCCUCGUCGAAAAAUCUGGUCAUCUAUGACGCUCAUUCAGCUGACGUGCGAGAUGCCGUGGCGUGCUUGAACAUGGCCAAGAAAUUCACCAACGAGGGGUAUAAAGGGGGUAUUUUCAUCCUGCGGGGCGGAUUCAAUGCGUUCUAUGAGAAGUUCCCUGAACUUGUCGAAGAGUGCCCUGCAGCCGGCUCAGGAAGUCCACAAUCGUCUGCUCCUGGGCAAGACAACGCCCGUCUCGGAAUUCCCCCGAUCAUAGGCGGCGUCAUGCUGCCGAGCGCAUCAAGUAGCCCAAAUCCCUUCUUCUCUAAUAUCCGACAGAACAUGGACCUGGCCGACGGAGUCGGACAAUUUGAAAUUGCUCGGCCCCGGGGUGUAGACUCUCCCACCUUGCCCCAGUGGCUGCGGGAAGCGUCGACAGAGGCGGACCGGGGAAAGAAGGUGUCGGAUAAGUUUUUGCACAUCGAAAGGGACGAGCAAGAGCGCAUGAAGAAAGCAUAUUCCGCUUUCAGUCCCCAGUCUAACCCCGAAGACCCUUGCCCCACGGUUCAGCUGUCGGGCAUCGAACAGGGUGCCAAGAAUCGCUAUAAGGACAUCCUGCCCUUCGACCAUUCCCGGGUGAAGCUACAGGGACGCCCGUCCGGGGCCUGCGACUAUGUCAAUGCGAGUCACCUCAAAGCGUCAGGGAGCAACAAGCGAUAUAUCGCUUCACAAGGGCCGCUGCCAGCUACGUUCGAGGAUUUUUGGUCCGUCAUCUGGGAUCAGGAUGUGCGAGUGAUUGUCAUGUUGACUGCCGAAUCUGAAGGGGGGCAGCUCAAGUGCCAUCCGUACUGGAAGUCCAAUGAUUUUGGUCCCAUUCAGCUGAGGCCGCUUUUGGAGAAGAAGGUAUCUCUCGACAUUGACAAGCACCGUUCUACCUCGCACCCCUCAUCUAGGGGUUCGUCGUCUACCGUGGGCUCUGAAGCUGGGAGGAGGCGUGCCAACACUACAACGACAUUCGGUGGCGCGACGCCGGCCCCUCAGCCGAUGCCCAGCCAAAGCGAAUCUCCGUACGUCAUUAUUCGCAAGUUCGCCCUGUCUCAUUCCGCGCACCCUUUCGCUCCGAUUCGCGAAGUCACUCACCUACAAUACCCGUCUUGGCCGGACUUCGGGACUCCAGCCCAGCCCUCGCAUCUCCUUGCGCUCGUCGAGGUGGCGAACGUCAUGCAGCGGGCCGCCCUACCCGUCAACACGCCGUCCGUCGCCGCUUCAGGGUCAUAUGCGGGGUCGCUCGCGGCGUCGUUCCAGGAGGAGCCGGAAAACGACCCGCGAGCCAGACCCAUGUUGGUGCAUUGCUCCGCCGGGUGCGGACGUACGGGGACGUUCUGCGCCGUAGAUAGUGUGAUCGAUAUGCUCAAGAGGCAGCGCCUGGCGAGGACGACUCUGAGGCCGGUCAAGAAACGGGAUUCUGACGGCGACAUCAAGAUGAGCGGGCAACGCGAGGUGGAGGAGCCCACCUCUCCUAGACUGUCGCAGGCGAGAACCGGCGCCUCUGCUGUACCGUCCCCGCACCGAAUGAGCGGCCUGGAGAGCCGUCGCAGCUCGUGGGAAGAGCCGCCCCUCGACACCUCAUGGGUCGGCGACGACACGGUGGACCUGAUCGCCAAGACGGUCGAGGACUUCCGCGGCCAGCGUAUCAGUAUGGUACAGACGCUCCGCCAGUUCGUUCUGUGCUAUGAAACGGUUCUCGAGUACGUCGCGCGGGCGAACGAGAGGAGCGGCGCUCCUUCGGCCAAUAACGGCAAGGGAAGAGGUCGGAGCGGAAGCCUGCAGGUUGGACGAGAUCAGUCACUUUAA